AUGCACUACCUGAAAUUUCUCACCGCUGUGACGCUGGUUCAACUGGCUUAUGCGGGAGACAAAAUCGGAUUUGGGCCAAACUUCGCCGUGAGCUCAACUGGAAGCACAUGGAUCAAAGAAGCUAAUACUACCCUCAUUUUGCCCGAGACUCCUAGCCCACAAGUUGAGCGUCUUGCUAUAUGGCCUGGGAUGGAGACUUCCAAUGGAAACCUGGUGCAGGCACUAGCUGUCUCAUUCGAAGAUCCUGCUGCGAACUGUGGUGCGCAGAAUGGACAAUGGUGUGUUUGGGCAAGCACCCUACAGGAUACCCAAAUAUCAGGUAGAAUGGUGCCUGCCUCGCCCGGAGAUAAGAUCACUAUGCAUUAUGUGUACAAUGACUCUACGGGCGAAUAUGACCAAUCCUCUGCCAUAAAUGGCAAGAUUGUCUCAACCCUGUCUACAAGCUCUGGCUACGCUCAGCGCUGGGAUGUUGCUGUAGAGUGCCAGGUGGAUGCCUGUUCCCGCACUUCUCCGCCUCACAGUAAGCCAGCUUCUGCCUCAAAUCUAGUAUUGCGUGAGAGACUCCGUGCUAAUCAGGCAUUAGAAUACGUUGACACCACAAUUAUCCUCAACAAAGCAGACUCUUCUUGGUCCGAGGGCUUGUAUACCAAAUUGUCUCACAACUCAGGUCUGCGAACCGUGGACGGGGGUAAGACGUGGAAGGUCGACACGAUUUCUCUGAAUUCUCACUUGUUUGACGAGAGUGAUAUCCAGUACAAUUAG
Messenger RNA from Penicillium salamii, 762 nucleotides. The record is from the annotation of a GenBank genome assembly. Lineage: Eukaryota; Fungi; Ascomycota; Eurotiomycetes; Eurotiales; Aspergillaceae.